AUGCCAGCGGGCAUCGAUACUCCAGGAAAAGUACGCCCAAACGUCGAGGCAAUUCGAUCUUUAACAGUUGAUGCGUUGAAAGCAUUUAAGUCGCCUUUUCCUGUUACCGAUGCCAACCCAGGCAUGGAUGAAUCAUCAAUUACGAAGAGCCUGGAAAAUUUGCGAAGCUUAUGGGACGGCGGUCAGACGAAUUCCUAUUGGGCUUCAUUAUGGAUCGUGGUCAGCAAUAUCAUCGAUGGAAGCACGUAUUCAUCAUUCGCGGAAGCUGAGGAAGCACUGAAAGGAGUCAUGCAUUCCUAUGCCCGUCAACGCCCUGGGCGUAUAUUAUCAUACCGCCUCACUUCAUUCAUCAUUACGAAAAUAUCCAGGACACUCAGUUCUUGGAAGAAUGCACACAGCCUGACGAGUGUUCAGUUCUUCUACCUGCUCGCCUUCUUUUCGAAUAGGGUCAAGGAAAUCAAGACAGCGUGGCACGCCAUUGACGAUAAUGAAUGGUCUCGCUUAGUUAUUCUCAGCUGUAAAGACGCCGCAUUUUAUAUCGCUCGACACUCCAUCGCUUUUCAAUCAGACAUCACAUGCAUGGAUCGGUUGAUCUUGUAUCAUGUCGUCCCUGAGUCGGAGGAAAUUAUCGGACAUUUGAUUCCAAUGGUAACUCGCUUCAUGGAGCAGAUCGGUCUUAGGCAGGAGGAAUUACCGGCCGAAUACUUCGGCUUGGAUGUCGUUCCGGCACCGAUCUCAACGAAGGACCUAUUGCAGGCGUCUAGGCGCUUGAUCGGCAUGACUGAUCCGUACCAUAUCAGGGUCCUAUCGGCAUCGAUUUUCCGGUGGUUCAUUCGAGAACGGAUUUUGGCCGACCCCGAUCCGGUGGCGAUUCUCAGGCAAGCCCAAGUCAUGGUUCAAAAUCUUUGCAACAAACUUAACCACGAAGACGACUUACUGUCGCAAAGUGUUUGA
This is a messenger RNA of Colletotrichum orchidophilum, 954 nucleotides long. RefSeq lists its product as uncharacterized. The record is from RefSeq and is a predicted model, not a curated record. NCBI's taxonomy places the organism in Eukaryota, Fungi, Ascomycota, Sordariomycetes, Glomerellales, Glomerellaceae. Bases 1 to 954 code for a protein of 317 amino acids. The transcript has 2 exons.